Messenger RNA from Stylophora pistillata, 2093 nucleotides. RefSeq lists its product as uncharacterized. Lineage: Eukaryota; Metazoa; Cnidaria; Anthozoa; Scleractinia; Pocilloporidae. The record is from RefSeq and is a predicted model, not a curated record.
UUACCCCCGCAAUUUACUGUCGGCUAUAUUCAUCGACUUAUUCAUCCCAGACAUAACAUUUAGAUCGCUGUUAUCGCAGGAGGCUCUUACAGGGAAUCAGUUUAAGUCACUUUUCUAAGGAUUUCCAAAGAUCUAUUCAAAAGAAGCUUGGAUUUAGCCACACUCAUUGGGAUGCAUCUCCUGAUCUCGUUUCUCCUCUUGUUUGGAUCAUUAUGUAGAUUGGUCUCAGCUGGACCCUCACCUCAGUGGCUCUAUCAACAAAUCCACGCGCUUCCAGAUAAUGGUAACCAACAUGCAACCACUGAACUCCAUACCAAGAAAUCUGAAAUUCCUCCUAAGAGGAAAGAUGGCGUGAAGAGGUUGUUUAACUUUCUAGAUUCUGCAAUACAGGAAAGUGGAAGUGGAAGUGGCGAGGGAUCUGCUGAUGGCCGCGUCAUUAUGGCUACCGAUCAACUCGUUAGUUCAGCUGGCUUGAAAGGAAAGCAGUCUGCUGGAGUCGAUGGUCAUGCAAGAACCAAAAAGGAGAAGACAACAAACUCUGGUAACUCUCUACAAAAGAAAACAGAAGCCUUGGGACAUGGAGUAAAUGAAGGCCAGACUUCAAUAAACGGGCGUAAAAAAGAUUCUUAUGCUAGCAUUUCAAAUCUCCAGAGACAGUUUGCAGCUUCAAAUCGACAAGGAUUGCAGACAAUUACAGUACCACAACAAAAAACAGGAUAUCUAGCUAAUCCAGGGCUUCAGAAUGUAAAAUAUUCACCAAACGUUUCUUCUUACUCUCGAAGCACGUAUGGCAAUCAAAGAAAAACAACUGGCUACUCGGUUGCCGGUCAGCGAGCACAGUUAUAUGGUGAUGCAGCGUCAAGCAGGCGACCACCGGCUAUUCCUGUGCGAAGUCAAGUCUCCGCGAGUCAAGGAUUACGAACGCAGUCUUUAAGGCCACAGAAUCUAAUUCAUGGAGCACCACACAGAUCAAACAUACAAGGACCAUUUUACACCACCUUUACAUUUACCUUCCCGAACUCAUAUCAAGACUAUUACAGGGCGAAAGGGAUCAAGUCUGCCGAGCCACUGCAGGAAAAUGCAUAUGGUCAGCCACAAAGACAACGAAAUCACUUUCAUCAACAAGUGAGGGCUCUUAUUCCCGGGAGGGUACCUCUGGCACAACCUUAUAAUCGUUACCCCUACCCAGCAUCCCCAGCCGGUGUACCUGGCCAAACUAGAGGUGUUAUUUACUCUCGUUUUCAAUACAAUCCUCACAGCGUUGCGGUUUCCCGCGCUCGCUUUCCUGUUUUCCCACGUGUUGUUAAUACUCCACCCAAAGCAGCAAGUUUCUCCGGACAGGUUUACUACAGAAACACUAUUCCAAAUCAGCAGGCAGGUUUUUCACGCAAUGCACAAGGUUCUUUUCACACUUACAAUUAUCCGCUGGUGCAGCGGCCACAAGUUGGGCGAGCUGUGAUAAGCCGAAAACCACAGCCUCAAAUUCCGAUGUCGGCGUUGAUGGCAGCGGGAGCCAAAAGCUUACGACAGCUUAGCCACGGUUGAAUCAGUCUGGUCUUCGUAUGCUCCACAAAGAUUGGCGCUUGCGGUGUGGAUGUUUGAAAACACAUCCAUAAAGCGCCUGCCAAAAUUAGCGCGAGGACGUUUCAAACAGAACUAUGUAACAUCCAUCUGCGACAGAUAUUCAUAUCUUUGGAUACGUAUUUAAGAUUUAAAAGUAACAGAUAUAUAGUGAAGACAACUUGUUCUCAAAGAAGGAAACAAGGCCAUGAAGGUCUGGCAUUCAACGUGUAACCUUGUAGUGCCGCUAUUUUAGUUUUAAUCGAAUCUUGUCAAGUAAUUACCAGAACAGUAUUUUGAGCUGUAAAGCGUCUCCACCAGGAGAUUUUAUUUUCUUGUGGUCAUUUAAACUGGAAAAGGGUUUUCCAAGGUCUGUGCAGAGCACUGCUGAUCCUAACGAUGUCCCACACUUUGUCAAUUUUGAAUGAUGCUUGUAAUGAACCUUUUUAGAACAUUUCUACUAAAGUCAAAUUUUCAAAAAAGUGAUAAAAUGAGUUUGAAUAGGGUCUGGAAUGUAAUUUUUUACGUCCUGA